UCUGUUUUGGAUUGUCAAUCUACUCAUAUGUGAACUUCCUAGUUUGUCCAGAUCAGAUUCUGGAAGAUUCAUAAAUUUUGAUUCAAGUUGUAGUAUUUUUUGGUCAUCGGAAGUGCUCGCUGAAGUUGGAAAUAAAGGUUUUCCUCUAGAGCCUUGAGCUUCGAGCAAGGUGCAUGCGUGGGCACAUAAGGCGUGUUCCUUGUGAAUGUUGCCUGCCUCUCUCCUGUUGAGGCGUUAGGGUUUGAGCUUGGUAAGUCUUCAGUCUGAGGAAUGCCUGUGGUCCGCUUCUAAUAACAAUGGUUGAUACACCACCAGAUAUACUGGUAGUAUCAAAAUUUAAGGAGCACUUUGUGGGAGCAAUGGUUGAAGAUCAUGAGACGGGAUGCUGGGGUUGUGGACUGCGCCUUCUUCUUCCAUCUUAUUCACCUAUUUUUAAGUGUGGCUGGUGUGGAGCAAUAACAACUCAAAAUGAACGAAAAUGUGAGACCAAGUAUCUUUGGUGGAGACAUGCACGUGACCGUUGCUUCGUAUGUGUCCUCCUCGGCUUCAUGCUUUUUGUAAUAUGUGGUGGUGUCUGGGCUGUGUACCCUGUUGUUUUCUCCAUCAGCUAUUUCUGUGGAAUUUUCCACUCAAGCAUAACUGUGAUCUUGUCUAUGAUUACUCUUUCAAUGUUUAGUCUUGCGGCCUUUAACUCUCCUGGAACACCACCUAUCAUAGAGUGGGGUAGCUACCCAGUUGUGGGAAAAGGUUACCUUGAGAAUUACACUUUCUGUCACUAUUGUUCGAAGCCAAAAUCGCCUAGAGCCCAUCACUGCAGUUCAUGUGGAAUGUGCAUAUUGGACAUGGAUCAUCACUGCCCUUUUAUUGGAAACUGCGUGGGCGCAGGAAAUCACCGAUACUUUAUCGCCUUCCUUGUAUCAGCUGUUGUCAGCACAAUAUAUGUUUCAAUCAUGUCUGCAUUUGCAGUGUGGCAUAUAUGGCCACCAUUACCGACCAGAUCUCUAGGCGAUUUAAGUGGGAUGAACAGUUAUAUGGCAUGGAGAAUAUUUAAAGAACUUAUUUUCGCAUUGCUAAGCUCUGCGCUGCUGCUGUCCCCAAGAGGGCUUGUUCUUGUUUAUCUGUUCUUUUCUAGUGUUUCGGUGGAGAUGGGAUUGAUUGUGCUUCUGUUGCAGCAGCUGUGUUACAUAUACCAGGGGAAAACUUAUAUAAGCCACUUGAAUUCCCAAGGGGGUGAUGAGGCUGGAGAAAAAGAUUGCAAAAAUAUUUUACGUUUCUUUGGUUGCCCAUACACUGUUUCAAGAUACUUGCCUAAUGUUUGGAACACUCCUAAGAGACAUAACAAGUGAACGAAUUCUUAGAGAAUAUCAUCUUUUGCUUUUCCUUGUAAA
This is a messenger RNA of Manihot esculenta (cassava), 1388 nucleotides long. RefSeq names its product protein S-acyltransferase 11. The coding region runs from base 297 to 1346 and encodes 349 amino acids. Gene Ontology annotation, molecular function: palmitoyltransferase activity. The record is from RefSeq and is a predicted model, not a curated record. The transcript is spliced from 4 exons. NCBI's taxonomy places the organism in Eukaryota, Viridiplantae, Streptophyta, Magnoliopsida, Malpighiales, Euphorbiaceae.